CUUUUAACAAUCCCUCCAAGUGCACUUCUCAAAUCAGAACUGCAGAAUGCACGAGGGCAAGUGGGAUGCUCUGCAGGCUGGUCCUACCUCGUCCACAUCACCCACUCAAAAGCAGAAUGGUCCGCGGAUACUCGGACUCACGAUUUCUUCACCCACUGCAGUUCAUCCACAGACCACAGCCACGGAGCGAUCUUUUCCUAGAAUCCGAAGCAAGUUUUUAAAUGAGCUCCAUAAAGUGCAUUUGCCAUCUUGGGCUCCGGUGGCACUCGGCUUCCUCACGGUCCUCCUUAUAAUCUCCUGCAUCCUCUGUGCCUGUAGAAAGUUUAUAUUUAAGAAAAGGAAAGAGAAGGGUGGGAAAGAGAAAAGUGAAAAAAAUGGUAUCAACAUGUCAGACGUGAAAGACGAGGGAACGAAACAGGCUGUCCGUCCUGGCACUGAUUCUGAGCCCCAGGAGGAGAACACAGAGUCGAAACAGACUGCAAAGCUUGGAAAACUGCUUUACACCCUUGACUACAACUUUACUGACAGUGCGUUAAUCGUAGGUGUGAUUCAGGCCGAAGGCCUUGCUGCUAUGGACAUGAGUGGCACCUCAGAUCCAUACGUGAAAGUUUACCUCCUCCCAGACAAGAAGAAGAAGUUUGAGACUAAAGUUCACCGCAAAACCUUAGAUCCCACGUUCAAUGAACAUUUUACUUUUAAGGUUCCAUACGCAGAGCUUGGUGGAAAGACGUUGGUCAUGACUGUGUAUGACUUUGACCGCUUCUCCAAACACGAUGCUAUUGGUGACGUGAGGGUGCAGAUGAAUAAGGUGGAUUUCAGUCAUCUGACGGAGGAGUGGAGAGACCUGCAGAAAGCCGAGAAAGAGGAGCAGGAGCGGUUGGGUGAUAUUUGCUUGUCACUGCGCUACGUCCCCACUGCUGGAAAACUCACUGUUGUUAUUCUGGAGGCCAAAAACCUCAAAAAAAUGGAUGUGGGCGGUCUAUCAGACCCUUAUGUGAAAAUCCACCUGAUGCAGAACGGCAAAAGACUGAAGAAAAAGAAAACUACAACUAAGAAAAACACACUGAACCCGUAUUACAAUGAAUCAUUUAGCUUCGAAGUGUUGUCGGAGCAGAUUCAGAAAGUGCAGGUUGUGGUGACAGUGCUGGACUACGACAAAAUCGGAAAAAACGAUGCCAUUGGAAAGAUUUUUGUUGGACUGAACAGCUCAGGAACUGAGCAACGCCAUUGGUCGGAUAUGCUGGCCAAUCCGAGAAGACCCAUCGCCCAAUGGCACGCACUCAAACCUGAGGAGGAUGUGGAUGCUGAACUGUCGAAGAAAUGAAACGGUUACAUAUUGGGAGUAUGAGAAUUUGGUCAAUUAAAUAUGCAGCAAUUUUAUUUCAUUCGUGAUGUGUAGGAGUACGGUACACCCUGUAAAUAUUUUCCUGCAUGGCUAAAUUAAUCAUCAGAACCAAAUGAAUAUUCCAUAUCUCAUGAUGCACAGCAUGUGCACACUGUGAAGACAUACUGUAACAAAUGGAUGUCUUAAAAGUGAAUGCCUUAUUGAAAGAGCAAUUCCAACGCAUUUAACUUCUGUCAUGUGAUGUUUUUCUAAGUGAAACUGAAUAUUCAGUGGGUAACUAUAGAGGCGAAAGAGGAAUAAUUUUUAAUUUUUCAUCAGUCAGUUUAGAGAGAAAGCUUUGAUGAAAGGUUUUGUGAUUUUCCCCUGUGAAAUAAAGUGCACAAUUACUGGUAACGCUU
This is a messenger RNA of Triplophysa rosa, 1743 nucleotides long. RefSeq names its product synaptotagmin Ib (gene syt1b). Lineage: Eukaryota; Metazoa; Chordata; Actinopteri; Cypriniformes; Nemacheilidae. The transcript has 9 exons. Gene Ontology annotation, molecular function: calcium-dependent phospholipid binding; syntaxin binding; clathrin binding. Gene Ontology annotation, cellular component: axon; dense core granule; synaptic vesicle membrane. Gene Ontology annotation, biological process: calcium ion-regulated exocytosis of neurotransmitter; regulation of calcium ion-dependent exocytosis; regulation of dopamine secretion. The record is from RefSeq and is a predicted model, not a curated record. Bases 47 to 1324 code for a protein of 425 amino acids.